UCAUUCCUGGUGGUUCCCCCUUUGGUGGCUCCACGGAGGGGCGUCCGCUCGUUUCUCGGGGGUGAAGCUGUGAUUGACCCUGGUCACCAGUUAGCGCCUUGCAGGGAAAUAGUCGGAGGACACCGUGGUUUCAUUCAGCAGUGGGACGUUUCCUCCCUAGACUUGCCACUUUUUCAUCCCGCUGAUUUAUUCCUGACAGUUUCUUCGUCUGUUUGUCUGCACGACUCCAUCCCGUCCAUCUGUCCCUCCUGGAGCAGCCAGGAGGCUGCUCCUCCCCCACUGGCAGCCUGCCGGCCAGGUGGUCUCUGAUCUUUGAUCCUCACCUGUCCUCAGGCUGAGUCGUGGAAGCUUUUCUCCAGGGCGCCUUGCCUCUCCUUCUGGUGGCCGGGCCGUGGCUGGGGCCUCUUUGGCCCUUGUGAGCUGUGUCCAGAAGCAGGACCCCAGGUCACCUUGGUGGCCGCAUCCUUGAUGCCCGCCACCUCGAGCCCCCUGUGUGCUUCUGGGGGUCUUCGGAGCCUCCACGUCAAGUCCUGUCCUGAGUCGGAUCUUCUUGGGAGCCCGGGCCCCUGGUGAGAUUUCCACUUCUGCCAGCCUGAUCUUGAUCCCCAGGGACCCUGUUCUGGUGACUUUUAAAGCAGCACGUCCUGCUUGCCGGUGGGCACUCGGCUCCCCCUGCCCGUCUCCUGCCUUGGCUCAGCCCCCAGGGCACUGAAGGGUGACCAGAAGCUCGGGGCUGCUCAGCUGCUUUCUCUGUCCAGGCCUCUCCUUGGGGCCCUGAUUUCUCUCCUCAAGGUCUAUCCUGUGCCUGUUGAAUUCCCCAGAGAAGGCUCUUCUGGCGUCCGGCCUGGAGGGCCACCCGCCCGGGUCUCUGCUUUCCCUGCCGCCUCGGCUUCCAUCACAGCCCAGGGGCCUCGUUCCCUGCCUGGUCUUGGCUGCUUCUCUGUAGUGGCCGCUCCUUAUUCCAGCCCCCCAGCCCCACCCCCGGAGCCGCUGGAGGAGCCCUCCAGGCCUCAGACCCCCAUCGCCUGACAAAGCAAAAGCAAGCAAACAACUAGGAAUCCUGGUAUGACUUAGUGAGUCUUGUCAAGAAGGAACAAGACAGGACCGUCCAUUCCGAAGUUGAUUUCAUUUGUUUGUUUGUUUGUUUUGGGGCUGGGCCACAUGGCUUGUGGGAUCUUAGUUCCCCGACCAGGGAUUGAACCCCGGGCCACUGCAGUGAAAGUGCCGAGUCCCAACCACUGGACCGCCAGGGAAUUCCCGUGAUUUCAUUUUUUAAGACAUUCAAAGCCCUUGUUCUGACUCCAGAGGCAUUUGGACUCCUUCCGGAAGCUACACACACGGAGGUUGCCGACCCCUCCUGCUGCACGUGAAAGCGGGGGGUUUGCCUGUCCCUUGGCUGUCGCGUCCUCGGUCACCAGGUUGGGUGGGCUGCUUGUGGGGUGUCGAUGGUCAGGAAGAGGUCACGCGCUGGAGGGAGCCUGAGCAUCCGUCCUGGGCUCCCUGGGCACUGCUCUGGACGCAGCGGACAGUAGUGCUGGUCUGUGACGGAGCGCCUGCUGCCUUCCAGUCCGGGACCUGCGGCAGGACACAGAAAGCUCCUGGCGCCACGUGAGACCAGGUCACCAAGGGCAGACGGUCAGGGAGGCUCUGGUCUGAAGAGGCAUCUGUCUCCCCAGGUGCUGGCUGGCUCUUUUUCAUGUAUAAAUCCUCAGCUUUCGGAACAGCCUAGCAAACAGCGCGAUGCCUGCCACGCUUGCCCGCUUGCGUCCCCCGUCCCAGGCCCACCCACCCCCAGCUUGAGUUCCCAGUUCUUUGCUCUUAACAGCACUUUUUGUGCUUUUAUUUCUAAUGACACGUCGUGUCUGGACACACCUAAGUGCUGCUGGUGGCGCUGUGUCGUGUGUCUCCUUCCGCGACUCGGCCUCAGCACUUCCGACGGCUGUAAGGUUUGCCCGUCGCCCAUGUGCGGCUUCCCUCUGCCCGCUGGGGGCGUCCAUCCCCACCAGCUGCCGUCUGCGUCCCUGUCGACAGGCGCGUAGGUUUUGUUUGGCUUUUGUUCUGCUGCUGGCAAAAAAGUGCCGCGUUGACCCCAUCUGACGGACGCUCUGUCCCCAUGCCACCCCGGCCAUGGGCUCUGCUGACUCUUUCUUACGUUGUUCCCUGUCACUUGCGGUGACUCCUGAAAGGUCCCAUCCCCACCGUUACGGUCUGAAUCUGUUUGCAUCUGUGCUGCCACCUGCUUUCGGCCUGGGACAGUCGGAGGCGCUGGAGCCUCGUGUGCUGGUUGGGCGGGGGUGUGUGUGAUGGAUUCUGCUUCUUCAGAGGCUUCCAACACCCUCCACCCUCGGGGCAGACGGGGCAGAACCUCCAGGGCGGUUGAGAGUACAGCCCAGCACGAUGACCUCGGGGGUCGUGGGUGCCCCCUGGGCGGAGACCCAGCAGAAACGCGAGGAACGACCCGCACAGGACGGACGUGGCGGACAGCCCGGGGCCCGGUGUGGUCAGCAGUGGGGAUGAGUCCCUUGUGGCUUGUUCAUCCAGUGAAAUACCGCACCGUCACCAGCCCGUGCCCCGCCCAGUGCCGCCCGCAUGGCCGCUGCCUCCGUCCCCGCGUCCCUGCCCUGCGCUGCCCGCCGCCCCUGAGAUGUCGGCAUCUGCUAAGCCCGCGGCCCUGGCAGAGCUGGCUCCGGGCCCCGGUGAGAAGCCGGGGGGACGGCCGCUCCUGGCCUGGGACCCCGUGUUCGGCCACCGGAGUGAGAAGAUCGCGUUUGGCCAGAGCGAAGGUGGCCCCGACGAGCAGGUGCUCACGGUCACCGUCACCGAGACGACUGUCAUCGAGGCGGACCUGGGCGUGUGGGGUGCCCGCACCCUCAUCUACCUCACACUCUGGUUCUUCUUCAGCUUCUGCACCCUGUUUCUCAACAAGUACAUCCUGUCCCUGCUGGAAGGGGAGCCCAGCAUGCUAGGGGCCGUGCAGAUGCUGUCUACCACGCUCAUCGGCUGUGUUAAAAUAUUUGUUCCCUGCUGUUUGUAUCAGCACAAAACCCGGCUUUCUUACCCUCCCAACUUCAUCAUGACCAUGUUGUUCGUGGGUCUCAUGAGGUUUGCAACAGUGGUUUUGGGUCUGGUCAGCCUGAAAAAUGUGGCGGUGUCCUUUGCUGAGACGGUGAAGAGCUCGGCUCCCAUCUUCACUGUGAUCCUGUCCCGGACCGUCCUGGGGGAGCACACCGGGCUGCUGGUCAACCUCUCGCUCAUCCCUGUCAUGGGCGGCCUGGCGCUGUGCACGGCCACCGAGAUGAGCUUCAACUUCUUGGGGUUUUCGGCUGCUUUGUCCACCAACAUCAUGGACUGUUUGCAGAACGUUUUCUCCAAAAAGCUCCUCAGCGGAGACAAAUACAGGUUCUCGGCCGCGGAGCUGCAGUUCUACACCAGCGCGGCAGCCGUGGCCAUGCUCGUCCCGGCCUGGAUCUUCUUCAUGUGUCGCCAGCACCGUCAAGCAUGCCCUGUCCAUCUGGCUCAGCGUCAUCGUUUUCGGCAACAGGGUCACCAGCCUGUCAGCCGUGGGCACCGUGCUGGUGACAGCCGGAGUCCUGCUCUACAACAAGGCCAAGCAGCAGCAGCGGCAGGCCAUGCAGAGCCUGGCUGCGGCCACCAGCCAGUCCCCGGAUGGCAGCCCGGAGCCGCUGCUCCCCCCGGACCCCCGGCCACACCACUGAGCCCCGCAGCCUCAGGGGCGCCGCGCACCACGCCCCUCCUUGCCAGCGGGGCACCCCCUUCGCCCCUCCCGCUCCCUGGACGGCAGGCGUGGGGCCUCCGGCUCCACGGGUCACAGUCCGGGUGUGGGAGGUGCAGGUGGGCAGCCUUUCCCGCUCUUUUCUGGGACGUUCGGUCAGAGCUGGGGGAGCUCGAAUCGGGCUCCCAGAUGUCAGCCCCUGGGGCGCAGACCACAGCUGCCACUGAGCCGUUGCCGAGCCACGCGAGAACCUCCUCCCGACGGCCUCUGCGCACCCCCUGCAGCCAGGCCAGGCCCCGACUCCUCUGUGGGUGACGACCGCUGGGGACAGCUGCGAAGCCGGGGCUGCAGCCAGGUGCCAGCGGCCGCCCUCCCUGCUUGUAGCCGGCGGAGAGAACCCGCUUCCCCACGCCAGCCAUCGGUGGCCACCGGAGGUACGUCCGGCUCCUCGGCCGUCAGGGAGUCUGUCCGCUGGGCUCGGACAGGCUGCCCCACUGCCCAGACACGGAGGCCACGGCACCGGGGCACAGAGCGGAGAGGGGACAGCUGGGGUGCAGAGACCUGGGUUCCCUGCUCCUGAGGAUGGAGUGUCCGGCCCCGGCCUCCCGGCCUCCCUGCCUCCCGCCCGAGGCGGAGCUGCCCGCAUCAGCACCACUUAGGGAAGGUCACUCGCGGAGCGAAGGCGGCCCCACCCCUUUCCGUGCCUGCUGCGCUGAGCUUCUCGCCUCCUGAAGGUCCAGCCCUCACCUGUGGCUGGGGCGUCCGCAGAGGCCCAGACGUGGUUUCCAGCCCGAGGCUGCGGGCAGCGCCCCGCGGCGUUUGGCUCAGGGAGGGGGCUCCUGUCCCUUCUGCUCCCCUGGGUGAGAGGCAGGCUGUUCGGAGCGCCCCCGGGGAGCACGCGUCCCCACUCAGCUGGUCAGGAGCCUUGCCUUGUCUCAUCAACGAGGCUUUGAGGAUUUUCCCUCGUGAAUGAUGAGCAGGACGAGUGUGGAAUAUUUACAGUUUUUGUUAUGCUGCGUUUAAAAUGACAGUGCGUUUAAAAUGACAGUACAGUUUUUGUUAUGCUGCGUUUAAAAUGACAGUGUAGGUUUUUAAAAGGAAACACAGGCAUAGGUGGCUUUUGGAACGCAUCGUGUAUGCCAGGUAAACCACAGUCAGACCCGCGGCCCGGGCCGGCCCUCCUCCUCCAGAGCAGACCGACGGACGGCCAGGUGUUUGAGGCCUGGGGUGGGCUGAGGCUCUGCCCCUCGCUUCACCCCUUGCCUCGCAGCCUAUUGGGAUUUCUGAUCGGGACGCAGCCCCCUCCCUCCCACCAGGCUCGAGCUCUGGGGCUUGUCAGGUGCAGCCCUACUCGGGGCCGCAGGCUGGCCACCCGGCCAUCUCCAGCCAGCCUGCAGACAGGGCCACCCGAAGGCACAAAUCGUUCCCUGAGUCUCAGGCAACAGUCCCAGCUGUUCGGGGCCUGGGCUCCCUGAUUGCUUCUCUGGUUUUCCAGUUGGCUUCUCAACUGGAAAAUAUAAAAUAGCCCCUCCUGGAGAGCAAAUCUCUUGGAAACAAAGAGCAAUAACUACAUCUCAUUAAGUUCUGCUAACUUUAAAAAGCUUGUAAUGAUGAUGGAUUAAAAUGAGGCCUUUUAAACUACAAACAACCUUUUUACGAAGCUGACCUCCUGCUCCAGAGGACGGCGGGUCACACGCACCUUCACUGUGCAGGGGUUGCUCGUGUGACUUUCCCAGGUUUUAUCCCUUUCCUUUUUUUCUGCUUCCCCCCAAAACAAAACUAAAGAGGAUUCUUUGGCGGUAGCUGGGGUGGCCGGCUGGUGCAUUGAUCUGUGAGGACCAGAGAGAAAGCGCCGUUUCCCUGGGGCUGCUGCCUCUGCUCAGACUGUGGCCACUGUGCCCACGGCUGAUGGUGAGACGUGAACAGAAGGGGCACACCUGUGGUCGCCCACGGCGGACUGUCAUCUGAGUGUGGUCAGGUGCCAGCCGCCUGUGUCCAAGUGUUGUUAGGGACCUGGGUCCCUGCCUCCCGUGGACGUGCCCCUCCCUCCACUCUCAUCCUGUUUUGAUUUUCUAGAUAUUAGGACCAAGAAAGAUUUUCCUAAAUUAUUAGUAAAUGAGGCAAUUUCUAGCAAAGCUGCUUUUGAGACUUCUCCUCAUCCCGGGUGGGAGACCACAAAACAUGUGCUGCAGCUGCUUUCUGUCUGCAUCUCCACCCCUAAGUCGUCCACAUGUUGGGCGUUUCCGGGACAGCCCUGCGCCGAGAGUCAAAACCCGCAGCCUGGCAAUGGCAUUUGUUUAAUAACCGUACAGACACGUUUUUUAAUUAACUUUGUUUAGUAGUUUUUUAGGAUGUUCUUUUCACUGAACCAUCGCAGGCGUGCUCGUACCAGUGUUGACACUGGGUGUCGUGUGUUACAUUGGGUCCAUUCCUCCUGUGUCUAUGGUCGUUGUCUGUGCCUUUGUAAACAAACGCUUGAACCAGGCUUCUGCAUCUGGUCAUCUGCUUACUUACAUUGAUACUUAGAGAUGUAGAGAUCUCUGGCUUUCAAGGAAAUUUCCACUACUGAGUGGCAUAAAAAAGGCUUUUUUUAAAAAGAAUUCUGAUAGUCAUAAUUUCCUGCAUAUCAGCAUUAAAAUCAUCUGCCUUGGAAAGCUGAGAAUACUCUUGCACAAUCCAAAAUGUGUCUUUAAUUUGUGAAUCAAACAGUAAAAAAUUGCUGCACGAGGAAUAUCAUCCACAUGGAGCCAUGCUCGUCACCGGCCCUUGAAAUACUUUCCCCAAACUGGUGGGCUUUCCCUCCUGUGCGGCGCUGACUGUCCCAUGGAUGGUCAUUUAUAGACGGGCCAGAGGGGAUCAAAGAAAUGCAACAUGUCUUUUUACAUCUGUCCAGGGGCUGUGCUUCCUGAUGCCUGAAAGUAUUUUCACUGUCCCCCUGGGUUGGAAAAAUUAAACAAGGAUGUUAUUACAGGUAGAAACUCUCCUCUCUUUUUGCCUUUGACCAACAUUGUGCUCAGGGCUCUGUUCUUUUCCAAAACACAUGCAUGCCCUGGUUGGGACCUCUUUGUUUUCUUAGUUUAUAAAUAAGAACGUCCCAGCUCCCCUGAAGAGUCUGCCUAUUUCUCUAUCCCGGCUGAGGAGCCGAGAGCAGAGUCAUGAGGUCGUGCUGACCAUCGCUUGGCUUACUCGCCCUGCAGCUCAGGGUGCAAAACCUUCCAGUUUGCUGUCUCUGUAGUAUCUCCUCCUCUUCUCCUGAGGGCUGAGAUUCUGAGUUUGAUGGCCACUGGGUCCAUGCCUAGAUGUCCAAACUGAGUUGGAAACUGUUCUAAUUGGCAAAGUCUUUGGGUUUUUUUGGUUUUUUUCCCCCCAGUUUUCAUCAGAGGAAAACUGGCAUUCAGCUGAUGUGCUAUUUCUAGACUGCAGAUGUGUGAGUAGUGUCUGCACCCGCCCAGGGCAGUGUUGUGGGCACCACGUUGCAGAGGGCCACAGUGAGAGUGACUUUCCCACACUGAAAAACUUGAAAAUUAUAUCAAUAAUUGUCUAUAUCAGAACCAAAUUAUAUGUGCUUUAUACCAAACAAAACUGCGGAGAACUAAAAGUACGUUGUGCAAAAUGUCUAUAGUGUUUUGUAUUUCACCUAUUUCAGUAUUUAUGUGAUUAGAUGAAUUCUUUCUAGAAAAUGGUGGUUAAAUAAUUGUCACUGUUAAUUCUGCUAUGGUAAUACAUCGAUGCUGUACAGUGAAUCCUGUGGAUGCCCCCUGGUUAUUUUUGUCUAAAUUAAGCCACCAUGGUAGCAACUAUCUAGGACUCUUGUUCUGCAAAAGUAAAAUAAAUGUUCAGCGUGUA
Molecule: messenger RNA, 7579 nt
Organism: Balaenoptera acutorostrata (minke whale)
Lineage: Eukaryota; Metazoa; Chordata; Mammalia; Artiodactyla; Balaenopteridae
Gene: SLC35E2B
Product: solute carrier family 35 member E2B
Exons: 8
Coding region: 2645-4048 (467 amino acids)
Cellular component (GO): Golgi apparatus
Molecular function (GO): antiporter activity
Source: RefSeq, a predicted model, not a curated record